Molecule: messenger RNA, 1959 nt
Organism: Neolamprologus brichardi
Lineage: Eukaryota; Metazoa; Chordata; Actinopteri; Cichliformes; Cichlidae
Gene: eva1ba
Product: eva-1 homolog Ba (C. elegans)
Source: RefSeq, a predicted model, not a curated record
GUGUGACAGCUUUUCCUGCUUGUAGAUUGGAACCGGGAGAGAGAGAACUCUGUUACUCGCUCCGUCUCCAACUUUCAGAGGAAGUUACCACCUCUUCCCCAGACCCUUUACACAUACUCAGGCAAACACACGCUCCCUUCAGGACUUGACCACAGCAGCAACAGAGCAACAGUCAAGGCUGCUUUUAAUGCCGUGCUCUUUUUUUCUUUUCUCUAAUUCAAAUUUUGGAGGGAAGGAAGAUUAAGAUUUGCAGUUUGCUUUCUGUGAGGACUGAACAGCUUCUCUCAAGAGUGACGGUUUAGAGAGAUGCUUGGUUUUGGGAAAACCUUCCUGUGCUACAAAGUCUGAUAUCUGGUCUUCAUCAAAGCGAGUCUGGGUGGCCAAAUCAACUAUUUAGCCUGAAGACCAAAGAUCACAAGCUGUGAUCCAACAGCAGAGAGAAAAGAGGAGCGUGAUAAUUUUGCAUCUGUUCUCCAACUUCUCAGAACAAUAUGAGCUGGAACUAAAGCUCCACAGUUUCAUUUUUGUGGUGUAAAAGAAGAAAACCGAGUCACCAUGGAUGUGAAGAAAAAGGAAAUGGACCUCCUAAGUAACAGCAUUGCUGCCUAUGCACACAUCAAAGCAAAUCCAGAGAGUUUUGGCCUUUACUUUGUGCUUGGAGUGUGUUUUGGCUUGAUACUCACACUCUGCCUACUGGUGAUUCGGAUCUCCUGCAAGCCACGCACUACCAUUACCCCCUCCACUCCUGAGAAAAAAAACUUAAAGGACAUCAACGAGGAGGAUGAGGACAGUGAUGACGAUGAUGAAGAUGAAGAAGUGGACGAUGUAGAGGCGACUGUUCCGUUGCCCACCACAGAAAUCGCUGUUGGCAAUCACACCAGCCAGUCGGAUGGGACACUGAGCGUGAAUGUGUUUACUUCAGCCGAAGAGCUGGAGCGUGCACAGCGACUGGAGGAGAGGGAACGCAUCAUCCGAGAGAUCUGGAGGAACGGCCAGCCAGAUAUCCUGGGGACAGGAACAGGAACUAUUGGAAGAGUGCAUUACUACUAAGAAACAUGAGGCUAAGGAGAGUGAGCCCUGAGGAGAUGAGACAUAGACUUUUGGGUGGGCCUGGUGUCCCUCAAGCCCAAAAACCUGCGUUAGAUACAAAGUGACUGGAAAUUAGUCAUAUUUGACAUACUUAGCUCUGACAGAGCAGACUGAGAUAUUGCACUUCUUAUGUAGCAUUGAUAAAUCUGACUGAUUAACCAAACCAAUGGAGGUCUCAAAGACUGAAUAAUUCAUAUGGAAGAGGUGUGGAGUGAAUGUGGGGAAUGAUGGGACACUUGAAGUAAUCAGUCUAUUAAACUUGGUGCUUAAUUACAGAAAUGAAAAGUAGAUUUGUGUAUGUAAUAAAUGAAAAAUGAAAGUGUCAAUAAGUAAAAAAAAGAACUGUUUGUUUAAACAAAGACUAUUUCCACUAACAAUUAUAGGAUAAUGAAUUUGCAGGAUAAAUCAAAGCACUUCAUGAGCAUAUAUACGUGUAUUCAACAACAUCAGAUACUGAAGUCCAAAGGUAUAUACUGAUCAGCUUCAAAAUGAAACUCUAUCUAAUUGUUGAUGUUCUUCCUGCACUGCUAAAACAGCUCUGAAAUGUGGAAGAAUAAAUACCACGUUUGUAAGGUUUGCUGGGAUGGGAGGAACAGGUACUGAAUUUUAAAAUAAAUCCAGACCUCGAAGUUUUUCAGGAAGAACAUUAGUGUUGGAUAUCAUGUUGCAUUAGUAUUGCAACAUGAUAUCCAGUGCUAUUGAUAUAUUAAUGCUGUGGCUGAUCGGUGUGUACAAAUCUAAUAUCAUAUAAAUAAAAUAAAAUAAGCAAACAUGUCAAAAUGUCAGACAAACACAACAAGAAUCACUACACCUUUGGGCCAUAAAUAUACUUUCAAUAAUAAUAAUAAAGAUGGAGAAAGAGAAAAAUAA